This is a messenger RNA of Phaeoacremonium minimum UCRPA7, 1491 nucleotides long. Its product is annotated as putative f-box domain containing protein. Lineage: Eukaryota; Fungi; Ascomycota; Sordariomycetes; Togniniales; Togniniaceae. Bases 1 to 1491 code for a protein of 496 amino acids. The record is from RefSeq and is a predicted model, not a curated record. Gene Ontology annotation, molecular function: protein binding. The transcript has a single exon.
AUGACACAGCUAGUUACACGGCCCGUGAUGGACUCAUCAGGGGCCUCGCAGCUCGUCAAGAUGCCCCUUGAGGUCCUCCAGCGCAUCGCAUACUUCCUCCCCACCUCGGACCUCUGUUUGCUGCGUCUGACUUGCAAGGCUGUUGAGUCGUCAGUCUUCAUCGCCUUUACUCGCGAGUUCUUCGCCAAGAAGCAGUUCAUGCUCACCGAGUUCAGCCUGCAGACACUGCUCGAUAUUUCCCAGCACCCUACCCUGGGACCUUCUCUCACACAUCUCAUCAUCGGCCUGGAUCGAUACUAUGCUGAUCGGCUUCGCACGAUUCACCUCCACACAAUCGAGGAUGAGUUGGAGCUCCGCGAUGCCUUCAACGCCCAGCAAGAGCUGCUCAACACCGGAAGAGCGUCAAAUCUCCUCGCGCAGGCUCUACGCAACCUGCGAGGCUUACAGACUGUCGACAUACGUGACUUCAACUCACCUAGCCGAUGGCGAGACGGAGGCGCCCAAUGGUCCAGCUAUGGCGCCACCAUCGGCGGCCGCUAUAACCAUCAAUUGGCAAUAGGACCUACUCACUACUCAGCCGAUAAGGACGUCUUCGUCGACCACGCUUUCAAGAUAGUCUUAGUCGCUCUGGCAGAGUCUGGCAUAGAUCUGCCAAAUAUUGAGGUUGUCCUAAAGGAUAGGGCAUGGGGACUCACAUCGCAGGUCUUCGAUAUCCGCCCUUGGCUUGCUCCGACUCUGCGGCCCAUCCUAGCCAAUCUCCAGAGGCUCCAUCUGGCGGUGCUUCUCUCUUCUGAGAUACCAUCGUCUUACAUUACCGGUACUUCUCAACCUCAAGAUCCAGCCAUGACGGAUCCUUUCAAUGCAGGCUUGCGUAGCUUCUUGGCUCUCACUCCAAAUCUGCUCUGGCUUCGCGUCAACUUUCAAAGUAGCGGUCCCGAGCCCACUGCCAAAUUCUUGACAUGGCUAGGCCAGCCAGCACCCAUCGGCAACACGCCUACGCCUUUUAAUGAUCCGGCCCCGAUCAGCCUGCCUCUACAACAGCUUGAUCUUGGCGUACUGAACAUCAGCCCUGCGAUCCUCCUGGCUGCUCUUGUCAAGUUCGCCCCGACCUUGAAGGCUGUGAACCUGUGGGAGAUUGCGCUCGUCAGCACUCAGAGUGACUGGGAUGACAAGGUCAACCUUUGGGCAAGGCUGUUCAAAUCGUUGGCCAACAGCAGCCUCGAUUUACAAUCCUUCAUGCUCGGAAGAGUCCGUCAGGUGAACAGUUCCGGAUUCCUGUCUGCCACGGUCAACUUCGGCACUCGUGCAAACGGGACGCCUGUGGGAUCGACGAGGUGUUCGUCGUCUGCGAAGCACUUUCUCCUGAAGCUUGCGAAAGAAACUAGUGUGGUAUUUCCCGAAACGCCGGAAUACGAGUCAGAAGGGGACGAGGUCGACGGCGACGGCGACGGCGACGACCAGGAUUUGUCCGAUUUCGAUGAAUCCGAUUAG